Molecule: messenger RNA, 1449 nt
Organism: Prunus armeniaca (apricot)
Lineage: Eukaryota; Viridiplantae; Streptophyta; Magnoliopsida; Rosales; Rosaceae
Source: the annotation of a GenBank genome assembly
AUGGCUGGCAAUAACGAUGACAACCGAGCUUUGGAAGAUUAUGCUCAACCGGUUAUACCAAAUUCACCUUCGUGCAUCUUGCUGCCUACUGAAGCUAGAAAUUAUGAACUCAAAUCUUCUCAUUUUCACAUGCUUCCUUCUUUUUAUGGUUUACCUAACGAAGAUCCAUUAUCCCAUAUUAAGGAAUUCUACAAUGUUGUGAGUGGUUUACCCUUUGCAGGGAAUAGAGCAAAGAAUUGGCUAAUGACUUUAGCACCUGGUUCGCUCACCACUUGGGAUGCCGUAGCUAAGAAGUUUCUGGAGAAGUUUUUCUCAACUCAAAAGACAGCUACGUUGAGAGGGCAAAUCUUUAACUUUAAACAAGAUGAUGGAGAACCUUUCAAUGAAUGUUGGGAGCGUUUCAAAGGCCUGUUGCUGCAAUGUCCCAUCAUGGCAGGUGGAGCUUUGAAGAAGAAGAAUGCGCAAGAGUCAUAUAACAUUUAUGAGAUGUUGGGAUCUAAUGCUCAACACAAAGAUACAAGAGGUAAACGAGUGGCUAGUUUGGAAAAGAAGCUCGAUUCUGUGCUCAAUAUGGCGCCUAAGAUAGCUGAGGUGUGUGCCAUUUGCAACAUACCAGGUCAUCCUACUUAUCAAUGCUCAGCUAGUGAGGCUUAUCCCGAAUUCGUUCAAGAGCAAGUGAAUCUCAUGAAUUCUUACAAUCAGAGGCCGAGGAAUGACCCAUUCUCUAAUACAUAUAACCCUGGUUGGAGAGAUCAUCCCAAUCUCUCAUGGAAGAAUAACAAUCAAUUUCAAAAUUUCCAACCAAAGCCUGCCACUACGCUUGAAGAUACUGUCAAAAUGCUAGCUCAGAACACCGUUCAAUUCCAGCAAACUACCAAUAGUACUCUCCAACAACAUUCAGCUGCUCUAACCAAAAUGGAGACACAAUUAGGUCAGAUUGCUGAUGCUUUGAGUCAAAGAGAACCCGGGAAAUUUCCAAGCCAACCGGUGAUACUUCAAAGGAACCAAGAGCAGGCCAAAGCGGUCAUAACACUUAGAAGUGGUAAGGCCCCACUCAAGAAGAGCAUGAGAAACCGAAUGAAGAUCCAAGCAAUGCCACUUCUUCGUAUGAAGCUCCAAAUUUUCACAAGGCUGAAAAACCCUUACACUCCUCCAAUCCCAUUUCCUGGAAGACUUGCCAAAAGCAAGCAGGAGAAGUCAUUUAAAGAAAUUUUUGAUAUUUUAAGUAAAGUGAAUGUUAAUUUACCUUUGCUUGAUGUCAUUAGGAAUAUGCCAGCAUAUGGGAAAUUUUUCAAGGAGCUAAACACUUAUAAGAGGAAGUAUGGACCUAAUGAAAAGGUGAUGGUGUCUGAAAAUGUGAGUGCUGUGCUUCAAAGAAAGCUCCCACCAAAACUCAAGGAUCCGGGCAGUUUUUCUAUCAAUAUCACCAUUGGAGACACGCUAGUUUGA